AGUUUCAUAAAAUAUUAAAAGUUUUGUUUCGCAAUUUUUUCUAAUUUUCUUUUUGAUUUGUUGGUUGUUUGCUCAUCUUCAAUGUCAAUUUUAAACCAAAGAUUCUGCGGUCCGCUUCAAUAAAAUGUGUACAUAAUAAACAAACAGCGUUAUCGCUAAGUUUCCGUUGUUGGGUGGUGGUGCGUAUCUUGCUGCGGACAGCGAGUGUUUACUGUGAUGUUGUGGUGACCCCCGAGUGUUCGUGUGAGGCGGCGCGAUGUCGGAGUACGAGCUGCAGUUCCAGGCGGACCUGGAGAAGGCGCAGGCGCUGAGCCUCGAGAGCCUGGCGCUGGACCAGUUCCGCCGGCAGAAGCAGCUCGCCAGCGGCGCCGCAGGCGUGUCGGCCGAGCGUCGAGACAGCAGCGCCAGUCGCGAGCCGCCGCCCGCGCUGCCGCCGCCGCCGCGCAAGCCGCCGCGUCUGCACCACAGCACCAGUGAAGGCAACAGAUCGUCCGGCACUAGUCCGGUGAAGGACGUGGACGCGGACCUGAUCUCCUUCAGCAGCCCCACCAGCAAGGCGCCCCGCGACCUGCACGCCAACUUCAUUGAGCAGAUCAACAAAUUGAGUCUGCAAGACGAUGCUGCUAGCUCCCCAGGCGACCAAUCACCGAUGAACAACCAGUACUUCCCGCGCGGGGGGGCGCCGUACCCCCCCUACCAAUACGCGUUCCCCCCUCCUUACCCCCCAGCGUACGCUGCCAGCACGCCUUACCCCACUCCUUACCCCAUGCCGAGUCCUGUCCCAUACCAGUACUAUCCGCCGCCGAACGCGAUGCCUCCCGACCAGGCAGGGUUUGCGGCGUCCCCUGUGUACCCCCCUCCGUAUACUCUGACGCGGCUGGCGUCGCCGGCCCCCUACCAGGGGUAUCCGCCGCCGGCGCCGCAAUACCAGUACAAUACUACUAAUAUGAUAUCACGACCCAUUCGUCCCUCGUUGUACCCACAACUGCCGCAAGCGCAUACGUACCCGGUUACGCCCGGGCAAAGUCUGGGCACACCCGGGCUGAGUCAGGUCUCAUCCGGGCCGGGUCAGCUGACACCCGGGCCGGUGCAAGCGCCCCCUGCAGCUCCCGCUGCUAUUAACAACGUGGCCCCGCCGGUUAAACCGGAAGCGGCGAGGGACUCCGUCGAAAGCAACAGCUCGAGAAAGUCUUCUGAAGUCAGUAUCGCUUCCAACGAGUCAGCGGACGCACUAGGCAGCCUGCCUAUCCUCCGCUCGCACAACCUCAUCGACUUCGGUCGCGGGGGCGGCGCGGGGGGCGCGGGGGGCGCGGGGAGUGUGCGGGUGUCUGUGCUGGAGGCCUUCGACCCGCUGCUCACUGAGCAGGAUAGUAGCGCUACCCAAAGCAUCUACAUGGCCCCGAGCGAGUGUUCAAGCGUGUAUGAAGAGUACGACCCACUUGACUUCCUGUACGGUGAGACGGAGAUACGCGAGGCGCCGGUGUACGCGGCCGUGGGGCAGAGGGAGACGGCGAUACUGCGAUCGCCGCCGCCCAAGACCCAGCCCAGGGCCGCCACUAAUAAGCUGUACGACUGUAUAGUGAAGGUGACAGAAAAGACGUAUGACAGUGAACAUAAGGCGUUUUUGAAAAUGGUGCUCGACGUCAGAAAAGAGUUCCCCUACUCCGACACUGCGACCAAUCCGGGCUACGUGGUCGCCGGGCGGUCGGACUCGCGCUACCCCGCCAACACCAGCAUCAAGCUGCAAGUGCACCCUGAAGGAACCCAGGAGCCCAUCGCAUUCACUUCCGACGUGGAAUCGACGGUGGACCACGUCAUUCUGACGGUGGUUUGCUCCCUGGACGAAGAGGUCACGGACAUGUCUAAUUUCAUGCUGAGAGUAUGGGGAGCCAACGAGUACCUCCAACCAGGGUCAUCCCUAAGCGAAUACGACUACGUGCGAGAAUGCGUCCGCCUAGAGAAGGACGUGCGACUCUGUCUGCACUCUUCUAUCGACAGGGAACUGGCCAGGACAGAGCGGGACGACGCUAUGGCGCAGCAUAUUACACUUGAUGAUCUGAUGCCUAAUGUGGGGACGCCUGUGCUGACGUUCGAUAACUUGUCUAUAUUGUUGGAAACCCUCGAGGGCGAGCUAUCCCGCUGCGUGGGCGUGGCGGGCGCGGAGGGGUCGUGCCCGGCGGGCGCGGCGCUGCAGGCGGUCAAGGCGGUGGUGGCGCUGGCGGGAGCCGAGCCGCUGCACGUGACGCGCGCGUUACAGGCGUUCGCGCACGCCGCCGCCAACAACGGCACAUCCCUAACCCCCGAAGUAAUCUCCGAGCGAGGCGACUACGCGUCAGUCCGUCUGCGGUCUAGCACGGCGCGCGAGGCGGUCGCCGCCGCCGCCAGUAAGCUGCGUGACGCCGUGCGAGGCCUGCUGGCGUUGCAUGCGCGCUCGCAUAUCACUGAUUUUAGAUUGGCCGAGCCGCCGUAUUAUACGCAGUUGGAUCCAGCUAACGCGGUCCCCAGUAACACGGUGCACGAGAGCACUCUGGUGUGCAUAGAGGCGGUCCACUCCAUCCCGCCGUGUCUGCAGCAUGAGGAGCAUCUGUUCCUGGCGCAGAUAUUCCACGGCACGCGUGCCAUAUCGCGCGUGGCGUCGACACAGCCCUGCCAGCUGGACCAGGGCGGCUUCUACCCGAGGAUCAUCGCCGACACCUGGUUAAACCUAGAAGACGUGCCUAUUAGCAGUCUCCCGCGCGAGUCCCGCCUCGUCCUCACCCUCAUCGGGCGCUCCCGGCGCGACCAGUCCGGCGACCAGUCGAGCGACCAGUCCGCCGACCAGUCGGGCGAGCAAUCCGCCCAGUACGAACAGACGGAGCUGGGCUGGGCGGCGCUGCCGAUGUUUCAUCAUGACCUUAUGCUGGCAUCAGGCAGCUACCUGCUCCCGCUGUGGCCGCGCUCCGCCGACAAGCGCCUGGGACCCGCCCCCCCGCUGUACCACGCACCCCCCGGGCCUCACCCCCUCGUUAAUAUAGAGAUACCCCUAUACGCGCACAACGGCGUCCGCUGGCACUGCCCCCCCGCCCCGCCCGCCCCGCCGCCGCCCGCCUUCGACUCUCUCGACGCCCAUACCCAGUGUCAGUUGCUGCAUCUGAUAGAACAGGGGCCUUAUCAGAAGAUGCCCACUGAGUGCCGUGAGAUAAUGUGGGAGAAGCGGCAAUACCUGCUGGAACUAUCCGGCGCAUUACCCCUCGUGCUGCUGACUGCGACAGCGUGGCACGGCGAACAGCGCGCCCAGCUGCUGGCGCUGCUGCAGGCGUGGAGCAAGCCCGGCGCCGCCGCCGCGCUGCACCUGCUGCUGCCCUGUUUCCCGGACGCCGACGUCCGUGCCCUAGCCGUCUCGCUCAUCUCUGACCUCGACGACGGGUCGUUCUGCCGCUGCCUGCCGCAACUACUAGCAGCCGCGCGGUCGGACUGCGCCGCCGCGUCGCCGCUCGCCGCGCUGCUGCUGAGGAGAGCAUUCGGCAGCGUCCGGAUAGCGGCCAACAUGUUCUGGCUGCUGGUGCAUGGGCUGCCUAGUCAUCAGGGCACCGGCCAAGAGUUCCUUGGCAUCACGCUGGACGAGGGCGGCGCGGCGGCGGCGGGCGACGGCGCGGUGUGCAGCUGGCGGCGGCGGCUGCUGCUGCAGGCGCUGCUGGCCGGCUGCGGGCAGCGCCUCGCCGCCAGCCUGCAGCGGCAGCGGCUGCUGGUGCAGUCGCUAACAGAAACAGCCAUGUCAGUGAAGACGGGUAAAGAGGGCGCCCGCUCCCGCGCCCUCACCAGCGGGGCCACGCAACUAGCGACCUUGUUGCGCGAGCAGCCCGCCGCGCUGCCGCUGUCGCCGGCGGCUGUCGUGCAUGAUGUUAAUGUGCAACAAUGCUCAUACUUCGCAUCGAACACUCUUCCCCUGAAGAUCAACUUCAUCGGGCGAGACAACGCCGUCAUACCCGCCAUGUUUAAAAUAGGCGACGACCUCCGCCAAGACUCGCUAGUUCUGCAGAUCAUCCGCGUGAUGGACGCACUGUGGCUGCGCAGCGGGCUGGACCUGCGCCUCGUGUGCUUCCAGGCCGUGCCCACCGCCGCCAGACAAGGCAUGAUCGAGAUAGUCUCUGAAGCGGAGACCCUGCGCGCCAUCCAGACAGAGUGGGGGCUGACGGGCUCGUUCAAGGACAAGCCCAUCGCGGAGUGGCUGGCCAAGCACAACCCAAGCGAGCUGGAGUACCAGCGCGCCCGGGACAACUUCACCGCUUCCUGCGCGGGCUACAGUGUCGCCACCUACUUACUGGGCAUCUGUGACCGGCACAACGACAACAUUAUGCUCAAGACGUCGGGCCACCUGUUCCACAUCGACUUCGGCAAGUUCCUCGGCGACGCGCAGAUGUUUGGCAACUUUAAACGCGACCGCGUCCCCUUCGUUCUCACCCACGACAUGGUAUACGUGAUGAACGGCGGCGACCGGCCCACGCAGCGCUUCCAACACUUCGUGGAGCUGUGCGCGGCCGCGUUCAACGUGGUGCGCGCGCACUGUGCGCACCUGCUCGACCUGCUGGCUCUGAUGGCAUCAUCAGGCGUCCCCGGCGUGAGUUCCUCCGCAGUGGGCUACGUGCGUGCAGCCCUACUGCCCGCCGCCACCAACGCGGAGGCCGCCGCCGCCUUCGCACGACUCAUACACGACUCACUCAAGAGCAAGUUCACCCCGAUCAACUUCUUCCUGCACAAUCUGGCGCAGCUGCGCGCGGGCGACGCGGGCGCGCAGCCCGCCGAGCUGCUGGCCUUCAUGCCAAGGGUCUACACGAUGGCUCAAGAAGGCCGCCUAGAAACCGUGGAAUGUCUCGGCUACGAAAAACGCUACGACCCUGAGAAGCACUACGUGUACUCUCUGAGAGUGACUCGCAAGGGACACGCCACGCCUGCGAUCCUCUACCGAUCGUAUAGACAUUUUACUGAGCUAUAUCAGAAGAUAUGUCUGCACUUCCCGCUGGCGAAGGUUCACAGCUUACCCAUGGGUCUCCACGUGGGCCGCUCCAACACGCGCAUAGUGGCCGAACGCCGCUUCUCGGACGUUCAGGCGUUCCUGCGUUCUCUCUUCAGCCUGGCCGACGAGAUUGCGCAUUCUGACCUCGUGUACACCUUCUUCCACCCGUUGCUGAGGGACCAGCAGGAUCUGGAGCCGCAGAGGACUAAGCACAAAGGCGAAGCAGUGGAGAGCCUCGACAACAGCGGCUCGGGGUCGCUCAAGAUGUCGGUGCAGUACGCCGGUGGCGCCCUCUCGGUGCUCAUUCUGCACGCGCAGUCGCUGGCCCUCACGCCUCAGGGUCUGCCGCCCAACCCCUAUGUCAAGGUGUAUCUAGUGCCAGAUCCUACCAAAGAAACGAAGAGGAAAACGAGAGUGCUGAAGCGAAAUUCUCAUCCGUCAUUUAUGGAAAUGCUGGAAUACCGUCUACCCCUAGACGUAGUCAAAACCCGCAGCCUGCAAGCGACGGUCUGGCACUACGACUCGCUACAAGAGAACCAGUUCUUAGGCGGGGCCGUGAUCCCCCUCGCGUCUCUUCCACUGCGGGAGGAGACUGUGGCCUGGUACCCCCUCCAGUAUAUACCCAGGUAGUACCCGCUCCAGUAUGUACGGUCAGCAAAAGAGAUAUGUAGGCCACCGCAGCGCAAACACUUUUUUAUGAUUUACUGAAAGGUGAUAGGUAACAUGUAAAAUGCUUUACCUACUUAUAGAGAUUGAUAAAACACUAUUUGAUUCUGUCGAUCUUUCACGCAUGUGUCUCAGGAUCAAACUGUUUGCGCUGGGGUGACACACAUAUAUAAUUAUUUUGCUGACUGUACACGGGUAUUACCCGAGUGGUAAGCCUGAGAGUAGUUACAUAGCCUGAGUAUUAAAUGCUCAAUUUUGUACCCUGCCAGUAAGAAGUAGUUAGUACCAAUAUAAUGAUAUACUUACUCAUAAUAUAGUACGGUGCGGGGUACAAAUUGCAUACUACACGUAGCUAGGGGGAUUCUGGUGAUGUUUAUAUACUAACGGCAAUAUUCCAUUGGUUUAAAGAAUGUUGCGCUCAAAGACUAGAGUCGGCGUGUUACUCAUUACAAUAAUGUGAUAGAUUUCGAUCUUAUUAUUACGAUUUUGUUUAUGGUGGAAGGAGCCAAUUGUGCACUUGUUUCUCAACACUUGUGUGUUAUGAUGCCGCUACUGGCAUGCUUGUGGCGUCUAAUAUGAACUCAAUAAUAUGUUCCUGUUUAGAGGGGAACCUAAAAGUCUGCGCAUAAAAUAGAUUUUAAUUUAUUUAUCUUAUUUAAUUAUCUACUUCUGCCAAGGUACAAGUUGUAAUCUUUAUUUAUAGGGCUUCGGUAAGUUAUUAUGUGGCAAAUGUGAACAUUUCAAAUGUUUCCUAAAAAGGGUGGCCAAAUGAAAAUGUUGAAGAUGAGAAAUUUAUCCGGUUCGAAGGACCAUCACUGUUUAAAUAAUGAAGGUUUUGGUCGACAAGGUAACAAGCACAUCAAAAGUUAUAUCGAAAUAAAAUAUCGAGUUAUUAGAAUAGUUUUGAAUUGUUAUGGUAAAUCAAUAAUGAUUGUUCCUUGUGUGUAACAUAUCAAGAUGCACGAAGGAAAUCCAAAGGCUCACAUUCCAGAGUUUCAUAUUUUUUCUAGUUCUUCGAUUUUGAUUUUGAUACUGUGCUUUUGCACGUGUUUUGUGGGUGGCACGGGAGUGGCCUUGUAGCGUAGAUACUAUCGACAUUUACACAUCUAACGUAUUUAUAAUCAUGAGUAAAUUAAAGUUUGGAUCAAUUAAUUUAUAUCUACAGAUACUUAUGAAAUUUCAAUGAACGUAAAUGUCAUCUAAUAAUCUAUUAUUUGAUUAUCAAGUAAUAAUCAAACAUUAUAUUAAAAUCAUUUAUUUUGAUUAUCUUUAUUUAUAGCGUACAUCUAAUUAUAAGUAUAAUACAGAUAGACUAUUCUAUAUUUUUAUUUACAAAUUUGUGUGUGAAUUUAUACAUUGUGUCGUAUUAAAGUUGCAUUUACAAGCUCCGUACCUCAGUACAAACAUACGAACUGUAGUUAAUCUGCUAAAUAUUAUGUAAAGCCUCAAAUAUCGCUUCAAUUAUUAUUAUUAUUACAUACUGUAUGUAACAAAUUAAUUAGCUAAUUAAUAUCGAACAUAUCGUGGCGACUCUCCGCGACUGUACAUACAUUAGUUAGACUUUUAUACGAUUGUACGUACUUUUAGAUAACUGUAACUUUUCGGCAUGUAUUAAACAUAAUAAUGAAAUUGUUGUUUAUUGUCUAUUUAAUAAAACCGCUUUGGUAUACA
Molecule: messenger RNA, 7330 nt
Organism: Plutella xylostella (diamondback moth)
Lineage: Eukaryota; Metazoa; Arthropoda; Insecta; Lepidoptera; Plutellidae
Source: RefSeq, a predicted model, not a curated record